Molecule: messenger RNA, 525 nt
Organism: Ilex paraguariensis (yerba mate)
Lineage: Eukaryota; Viridiplantae; Streptophyta; Magnoliopsida; Aquifoliales; Aquifoliaceae
Source: the annotation of a GenBank genome assembly
AUGGGUGGGUACUCUGGUCAUUACUGGGCUACUGCAGUCGGCAUUCUAGGUGACAUCGGCUCAUUCAUGGUGUAUCUUGCACCACUGCCGACAUUCUAUCAGAUUUACAAGAAGAAAUCGACCGAAGGGUUUCAAUCAGUUCCAUAUAUGAUUGCCUCAUUCAGCGCCAUGCUUUAUAUAUAUUACGGAUUGCUGAAGUCCAACGACGCCAUUCUCAUCACCAUAAACUCAAUUCCAAACGUGUUGGGUUUCAACUUCGGUGUUCUUCAAAUGGUGCUUUACGUAAUAUACAAGAAUUCAAAGAAAGUUAUUGAUCAAAAGCUUCCUGAACUACAAUCCAAAGUUAUAGCUGUGGAGGGGCACAAGCUUCCCGAAUUAACAGAACAAAUUAUCGAUGUGAUGAAGCUUAGUGCAAUGGUGUGUUCUGAGAUAAUUCCAGUGGUUCCGCAACUGAAUGAUAAUGGACAUGACGCUGUGGGAGAACAGAAUGUACCUAAGCAAACCAUGAACACCUCAAAAAAUUGA